AUGUCCUCGUUCAAGCGCAGGGUCACGUCUAAACAAUCGGCCCUACCGCCGGGUACGAAAGCUUCGCCAGCGUCGACCGCGACUCUCAUCACCUCGACGGGAGUGCCAUCCCUGGACGAUAUCUUGGGCGGCGGACUACCGCUGUCGUGCUCGCUGCUCGUGCUUGCGCCGGACGUACACUCUGCGUACGGCGAGCUCGUAUGCAAGUAUUUCGUGGCGCAGGGGCUCGUUGCUGGUCAGAAGGUGGUUAUCGUGGAUGAAGUCGCCCGAAGCUUCGCGGAAGAAUGUAUGUGGACGCCUCCCGGAGCAGCGUCUGGGGUGCCGCUCGCGGAGCCGGAUGAUGAGAAGGACGAGCCACAAGGAGACGAUACCAAGAUUAAGAUCGCGUGGAGGUACGAACGGAUGAAGCAAUUCCAGACAACCGUAACCAGCCCCGGUCAAGAUGAAUUCUGCGCGACGUUUGAUCUCACACAGCGCGUUCCAUCCGGGCUGAUCGAAGACAAGCUCCGGGACGGAGGGUUGGCGUGCUUUGAUCUUUCGCAGGAGCCACUGGCCGUGCUCGAUAGACUGCGGGCGUAUCUGGAGACCACGAUCUCGUCAGGGCCAGGGCCAGGGCCAGGGACGCCGGUGAGGAUAUGUGUGCCGCAGCUCGCGUCCCCGGCGUGGGGAGAGAUGAGAGCACAGGACGUCUUGCUGUUUCUGCACAGGCUGCGCGCUUUACUGAGAAGGUAUCCAACGGCAUGUGCGGUGCUCGGGGUUCCACCGUACGUAGCGUCCGAUGUCUGGGGCGGGAUCGGUUGGACGCACAAGCUGGGCUGGGCGGCCGACGGUUGUAUCAGCUUUUCCGCCUUCACCGGUGACCCGGCGCUGACGGAGACUUUCCCGUCGCACCACGGCCUGGUCCACGUACACUCCGUGCCGGCGCCGCACACCUUGCUACCCCCGAGCGAUCGGUUCUCGACAUUGCGCGGGCUGGCGGCCGGCGGGGAGAACAACCUCGCGUUCAAGUGCAUGCGAAAGCGGAUGGUGAUCGAGACGCUGCAUCUCGACGCAGAGGGCGGCGUGGGCGAGCGACGGACGGCACCUGCGAGCGCGAGCGUGGCCGCCGCGAUGGAGGAAGCUGUUGCUCACGGGCACACUUCGGCAGCGGAGCCAGUGGUCCCGCGCAAGUCCCAGCCGGACGUGGAGGUCGAGGUUGAGCACGGACAUGUGCCGACGGGUAUUGCACCCGGGGACGGGGAGGUCGUCAAGGCGAUCAAACCCAAGCCCAAGACGAAGAAAAAGGUGGCCUUUCAUUCCGAGAGGCCGGAUCUGUACGACUUUUGA
Messenger RNA from Punctularia strigosozonata HHB-11173 SS5, 1326 nucleotides. RefSeq lists its product as uncharacterized. The coding region runs from base 1 to 1326 and encodes 441 amino acids. The record is from RefSeq and is a predicted model, not a curated record. Gene Ontology annotation, biological process: tRNA wobble uridine modification. The transcript has 5 exons. Gene Ontology annotation, cellular component: cytoplasm; transcription elongation factor complex; elongator holoenzyme complex. Lineage: Eukaryota; Fungi; Basidiomycota; Agaricomycetes; Corticiales; Punctulariaceae.